Molecule: messenger RNA, 3701 nt
Organism: Poecilia reticulata (guppy)
Lineage: Eukaryota; Metazoa; Chordata; Actinopteri; Cyprinodontiformes; Poeciliidae
Source: RefSeq, a predicted model, not a curated record
UUCUCCCGCCCCUAUAGUGGUAGCUGAAAAGGAACGUCAUUUGCCUCGUACAUUUAGCUUUAGCCUCAAAUUAGCUUGACUUUUAAAUCAUAAAUGUGUUCUCUCAAAUAGAGCUGCUCUUUCGCUUAGCCGUCAAUCUCGGACAGCGUUAACAAUUCGCCCUCUUUGUGUUUAAGACAGGAAACAUGUAUAUAAAGGCCUUAUUUCGAUGCAGGGACAUGCUAAAGGGAGAAUUCUUCGUGUGAAAUGCUGUCUAGCCUUCGAGCAGGGGCCAAAAACCGAAAGUUGCUAACAGCACCGAGGGUUAAGUCAUCACCAGCAAGCCUGUGGGCUUUCUCACAUCUGCCGUAGGCACCCGAAGGUGGACAGACUGAAACGGUGCCUUUCCUACAACGAAUCAGGGGAUCCGUCUGUCUAAGGCCGAGGCAUGGGGGCGUUUCUGGACAAACCCAAAACGGAGAAGCACAACUCUCAUGGCGAGGGGAACGGACUGCGCUUCGGGUUGAGCUCCAUGCAGGGCUGGCGGGUGGAGAUGGAGGACGCUCACACGGCUGUGCUGGGACUUCAGGCUCCCGGCAUGACCGACUGGUCUUUCUUCGCCGUGUAUGACGGCCACGCUGGAUCCAGGGUUGCCACCUACUGCUCAAAGCACCUUCUCGAACACAUAAUCACUGCGAGCCUAGGCACUGGCAGCAAGCAAGGCUCGCAAGUCGGACCAGACGGUUGCGGCUCCGACUCUCAAGCUCUUCCUCCUCCCGCUGUGGAGGCCGUGAAAACCGGCAUCCGCACGGGUUUCCUAAGGAUCGACGAGCACAUGCGCAGCUUCUCCGACCUCCGGAACGGCAUGGACCGCAGCGGGUCAACGGCGGUGGGGAGUCUCCUGUCGCCAGAGCACUUUUUCUUUAUUAACUGCGGGGAUUCCCGAGCCGUUCUGUACCGCAACUCGCAGGUGUGCUUCUCCACGCUCGACCACAAGCCUUGCAACCCCCGCGAGAGGGAGCGCAUCCAGAACGCGGGAGGCUCGGUGAUGAUCCAGAGAGUUAACGGGUCCCUAGCGGUCUCGAGAGCCUUGGGGGACUAUGAUUACAAGUGCGUGGAUGGCAAGGGCCCCACGGAGCAGCUGGUUAGCCCUGAACCGGAAGUGUAUGUGAUGGUUCGGGCGCCAGAACAAGAUCAGUUCAUCAUUCUGGCUUGUGACGGCAUCUGGGAUGUCAUGUCCAAUGAGGAAUUGUGUGAAUUUGUGAAAUCUAGACUAGAGGUGUCUGAUGACCUGGAGAGAGUCUGUAACGAAGUGGUGGAUACCUGUCUGCACAAGGGAAGUCGAGAUAACAUGAGUAUUGUUUUAGUGUGUUUGCCCAAUGCUCCCAAAGUAUCCGAGGAAGCUGUGAGGAGAGAAGCUGAGGUCAACAAAUAUCUGGAGGCUCGAGUGGAAGAAAUGCUGUCUCGGCCCCGAGACGAGGCUUUUCCGGAUCUGGUGACGGUGAUGAGGAACCUGGCCUCCGACAGCGGGAUGCCCCCUCUGCCACCCGGGGGCGGACUCGCUAGCAAACGCAGUGUUAUCGAAGCAGUAUACAACCGUCUGAAUCCUUACAAGGAGGAAGAUGGACCCUCCUGUUUCAUUUGGUAAGUGAUCACAUAUAUAAGUGUUAAACCCCAACCCACCCCUGCCCUCCUUCCAAAACCUCAUGCAUACACACGCACACAUUCUUACAGGCAUGUAUAGUGGUGACCUGCAGAGCAUACUCCCCUGUCACGCCUCCAUCAGUCUAUAUACGUCCCCUUCUGGUCUACUUUCCAGCAUGUAGAGCUCCAUUUAGAUUUUAAGGAGUGUGUGUGUGUGUGUGUGUGUGUGUGUGUGUGUGUGUGUGUGUGUGUGUGUGUGUGUGUGUAAAUGAGCGAUGAGGUGUUUCUUGUCCUGUCUGUCCCCUUCUCUCUCACAUCACAGGCACACAAACACGCAUGCACCAGCCCCACACGCAUUGCUGUCUCACUUGACGUCUCAGCAGCCGCACGCAAGCAAAUAACAAUCUGUCUCUGUGCCACGCCCCCCCCCCCCGCAAGAAGAGAAAGCUGCAGAAACAUGUCGACAAAUUAUUUUUUUUGUAUUAAAGGAUCUACAAACCUGAGGCUAGAGUGUGUUGGUGUUGUAACUUUAUUUUUUGUCUGUGUUCAUGGUAUAAAAACCUUCCCUCGAAAACUCAGGUCGGGAACCGAAACUUGUUAACGUGACGUUAAAUUAACAGAGUAUUUUCUUUCGCUCUCAUCUCCCUCUUUUCUGUUUUUUCCCCCCCUCGCUCUACCUUUCCUGGCUGUCCUCUUGCAGAGUGGAGCAGAUUUGGAGUGCCACUGGUAGCUGUCCAGCACAAACGCCUGAUCCAAAAAACAAAAACAAAAAAUCUCCACAGGACCACUAUUCCACAUGAGACUGCCUCCUAACUCAUCUUUUAAUUUUUCAUCUGAGAGAGUAAUCAUAAUCUUCACUCAAUGUGGAGGACUGCAAAUGGAUUAGGAUGGUUUUUUUUUUUUUGUAAACUAGCAAACUGCACUACAGACAUACACGUACAAUACAAAAUCAAGUAGAAAGACGACAAAGCACAGUUUUUUUUUUAACAUUUGGUUUCAUUUUGUUGGUUGUUUUCGUUGUGGAUCGACAGAGACGUGGGAGCAGGCUUUGGGACUUUAUGGUGCCUUGCAGAGACCCGAGAGAAGAAGAGGGGACCUCACAACUUCACCGGCGGCCCGCCAUUACAGAAAACCAGCCGCUCACACGUCUGUAUGAGACCGAGGACGCUUCAGUGGUGUUUUUGUGGCAUUAUUUGUUUUCGACGCGUUUUUAUCUCUUCUGACUGGGAGCUUAUCGACCACACAACUCCGCAAUCACCACAUUUACCACUACGCCGUACGGGAAAGUUGUGUGCACUUACUCCAAUGUUGCUGUCAUGAAACUCCCAACAACAUCCGAAGACUUCGGGGUAAAAGUCCUCAAACUGGUCCCGACAGCGGAUCACCUGAGGGUUCACACGAAAGCACGAGAGGGAGAGAGAGUGUGUGUGUGUGUGUGUGUGCGCGCGCUGCCGUCUUGGUUUGAGCUGUGGCUCUUGAAACGGGCGGGAAUGCUUCUCCACACGUGAACUCCAGUGUGACUCUUCUUGCACGUCUCUGCUCACUGUCUCCACUCUCGCCUGCUAAAAGAUGCAACAAUUGAUCAUUUCCCUCCUCCUACUUCUCUUUGCUUCCUGUCUUCUCCGGUAACAGUCUGCAGUGCGUUGGUAAACCAGAAUCAUAAGCUUUAGAGCCUGCUCUUCUUUAAAGGAAUAGAGAUAGAGAUUAUAUAUAAAAUACAUAAAGAUAUAAAUAUAUAUUUAGAUUUUUUUUGUUGCUUUGGUUGCAUUUCCUACCCUGGUAUUCAUUGUUGCCUAAUAUGUUUUUGAUCAUUUCUGUGUGUGUGUGUGUGUGUUUAAGCUUAGAUAUAUCAAUAGAAGAACAGAAACAUUAAGAUUAGGCAUGCACAGGUGUUGCUCCAACACAGAAGCCUUCCAAUGACAGGAUUUGGAGAUGAAGACAUUCCAGUUUCACCUUCUUCCUCUUUGCCUUUUUAUCCAGAACUCAUGGGCAAAUACACAGACAUACACACACACACACAAAAUCCUGCUCAUGCUACAACUUGCCUUUCUCUCCAUCUCUUAACUUCUCUGGAGGAU